This is a messenger RNA of Cryptococcus wingfieldii CBS 7118, 1173 nucleotides long. RefSeq lists its product as hypothetical. Gene Ontology annotation, molecular function: NAD binding; NADP binding; oxidoreductase activity, acting on the CH-OH group of donors, NAD or NADP as acceptor. The record is from RefSeq and is a predicted model, not a curated record. The transcript is spliced from 9 exons. NCBI's taxonomy places the organism in Eukaryota, Fungi, Basidiomycota, Tremellomycetes, Tremellales, Cryptococcaceae. Bases 1 to 1173 code for a protein of 390 amino acids.
AUGUCCGGCCUCAGAGCGCACUUUGCAGAAGACCCCGUCACCCCCCCAGUCGAGAAGGUCGGCGACGACGAGCAGAGCCCCUUCCAGCUCCCGCCCGAUGGUGCGAGAACACCCUUGGACGAGAAGCCUGUUCCUUUCUCUCGCCCUUCGACCCCUACCCCUGCCCAUGACCAACUCGCUUUUGUCGGACUCGGUGAGAUGGGUAAGAGGAUGGCCACCAACUUGGCUUUGUACCUCUCAAAAGAAGGACAGCCCCCUCUAAUCGUGUACAACCGCAAGGAAGACGGCCUCGCCCACUUUGAAGAGUAUGCCAAGGAGAAGGAGCUUCCCGACAGCGCCUACGUUGUCAAGACUGAGCUCGAAGAGAUUGGACGAACGGCCGACUUGGUAAUCACUUCUUUGGCGGGAGACGAGGCUGUCCAGGAGGUGUACGCCAAGUUGUUCGAGGGUCAAGAGACCCAGAGGGGCACUGGCGACGGUAUCAUUCCCGGCGGUCGGGGACGCACCACCAUCUUUGUCGACACAAGUACCGUCUACCCUACCACUGCCGGUGUCAUCGAAAACAUUGCCAACGCCAAGCCUCACCGUGCUUUCCUCUCCUGCCCCGUCUUUGGCGUCCCCCGCGCCGCCGAGACUGCCGACUUGAUCCUUGCCAUGGCUGGUGACUACUUUGCCAAAAAGCACGCCGCCCACGCACUUGUACCUGCUAUCGGAAAGAAGGUGAUAGAUUUGGGAAGUAACGUCGAGCGAGCCAUGUCUUUCAAGCUUGUUGGCAACUCUCUCGAACUCGGUUUCAUCGAGCUCCUCUCUGAAUGUUUCACCCUCUGCGACCAGACCGGUGUCGGAUCUGAAAAGCUCGUCGAGCUCAUCAAGCUCCAACACAAGAGCCCUGCUCUCAUCCGAUACGCCGACAGAAUCACCAAGAACAAGUUUGACAGCACUGGUGGUUUCAACCUGGGUGGCGGUAUCAACGAUGCUCGUAAUAUUCGCCAGCUCGCCGAAUCGCACAACGUCCCCAUGCCCUGCAUGGACGUCGCCCAGCAACACAUGUUGUCCGCCAGGGCCCACGGUGGAGACACUAUGGACUGGACAGCACUUGUCGGUGGACAGAGGAUAUCAGCGGGCCUCGAGCCUUUUGCUGGUAAGGUGAGGCUCGAAAAGUAUGAAGGAUAA